This is a messenger RNA of Bubalus bubalis (water buffalo), 2330 nucleotides long. RefSeq names its product serpin A3-6. Bases 59 to 1234 code for a protein of 391 amino acids. Gene Ontology annotation, biological process: negative regulation of endopeptidase activity. The record is from RefSeq and is a predicted model, not a curated record. Gene Ontology annotation, molecular function: serine-type endopeptidase inhibitor activity. The transcript has 5 exons. NCBI's taxonomy places the organism in Eukaryota, Metazoa, Chordata, Mammalia, Artiodactyla, Bovidae.
GCUGUGAAUUUCCAGUCAGAGGACAUAACAUUUCACAAGCCUGGGAGGAGAGCUUUGCAUGAUAAACAGGCAGCAGCACCCGGAUAACUCCAGCAACCGGGCAGGCGGCGGCUCUGGAUUCACUGUCCACAUCCCACUCUCGCAGGGAGACAUGAGGGCAGAGAGAAUGUCCCCUCUCCUGGCUCUGGGGCUCCUGGUGGCUGGACUGUGCUCCAGGGUCCACUGCCUCCCGGAGAAUGUGACCCUAGAAGAACAGCACAAUGGGACGUCUGUGGAUGACCACUCAUUAGCCUCCAGCAACACUGACUUCGCCUUCAGCCUCUACAAGCAGUUGGCUUUGGAAAACCUCAAUAAGAACAUCAUCUUCUCCCCUCUGAGUGUCUCCAUAGCCUUGGGCUUCCUGUCCCUGGGGGCCCGUGGCUCCACCCUGACGGAGAUCCUGGAAGGUCUCAAGUUCAACCUCACAGAGACCCCCGAGACAGAAAUCCACCGGGGCUUCCAGCACAUCCUGCAGACGCUCCAUCGACCCAGCAAUGAGCUGCAGCUGAGCGUGGGCAACGCCAUGUUUGUGCAGGAGCAGCUGACGCUUCUGGACAAGUUCAGGGAAGACACCCGGGUGCUGUACUCCUCCGAGGCCUUCCCCACUGAGUUCAACGAUUCCAAUGCUGCCAUGAAGCUCAUCAAUGACUAUGUGAAGAAUAAAACCCAGGGGAAAAUUGAAGACUUGUUCAAGAACCUUGACUCCCUCACGAAGAUCAUCCUGGUGAAUUACAUCUACUUUAAAGCCAGGUGGAAGAUCCCCUUUGACCCCAAGCUCACUGAGCAGGCAGAGUUCCACGUGAGCGAGAACAAGACAGUGGAGGUGCCCAUGAUGAGCAUUGGGAGCCUGGUGACCCCUUACUUCAGGGACGAGGAGCUGGGCUGCACGCUGGUGGAGCUCACGUACAGCAGCAACGACAGCGCCCUCUUCAUCCUCCCCGACGAGGGCAAAAUGCAGCACCUGGAAGCCAAGCUGACCCCGGAGACGCUGACGAGGUGGCGAAACUCCCUGCAGCCCAGGUUGAUAAAUACCCUCUACCUGCCAAAGUUUUCUAUCUCCAGUGACUAUAAUCUGCAACACUUCCUUUCUGAGCUGGGCAUCCAGAAAGUCUUCACCUCUGAGGCUGACCUGUCAGGAAUCACAGAGGUCAUGGACUUAGAAGUUUCCCAGCCUGUACCUGAAUGUUUGCAGUAGCGUGACACCUAGAAACCGGAAACAGAUAAAUGACCAGCAGCUGACAAAUGGAUAAACACAAUAUGAUGUAUUCAGACAAUGGACCGAAUUCAGCCAAUGGAAUUCAGCCAUGAAAAGGAAUGAAGGAUCGGCCGCAUACCCCGUGGACGAACCGUGAAAGCAUCAAGCGAAAUGAAUGACUCCAGGGACGAAAGGUCACAUAUUGUAUGAUUCCCUUUACAGAAAAUGUGCAGACUUUAAAUCUGGAGACAGAGAAAGCAUAUUAGCAAUUACUUAUUAGUGUUGGGGAAAGGCAGUAGUGGAGAGUGAGAGCUUAAUGGGUAUAGGUCUCAUUGUUUUUUAGUCAUUUAGUCGUGUCCGACUCUUUUUGGCAACCCCCAUGGACUGUAGCCCACGAGGCUCCUCUGUCCAUGGGAUUUCCCAGACAAGAAUACUAGAGUGGGUUGCCAUUUCCUUCUCCAGGGGAUCUUCCUGACCCAGGGAUCAAACCCCACAUCUCCUGCGUUGCAGGUAAAUUCUAUACCAAUGAGCCCACAGGGAAUUUGGAGAUGAUUUUUUAAAAGUUGGAAAGUAAAACAUAGUGAUGAUUUCACAGCAAUUGGGAAUGUACCAACUGCCAUUGAAUUUUACACUUUAAAAUGAUUGAUUUUAGGUAUUUAAAUAUAAUCUCAAUUUCAGAGAGAAAGAAGAGAGAAUUUGAUGUAGGGUAACUAAACUCCCUGUGUAGACAUUGUUUGGAUUCUAAUUGAAAGAAACCAAUUAAAAAACAAACAAACAAACAUUUGGGAACCACUGAGGGAAGCAAAGACUUGAUAUUUGAAAAUAUUAAAGAAGUAUGUUUUAUUUUCAAAGUAUGAUGUACUAUUUUGGGUAUGACUUUUAAAAUUCUUACAGUUAGAAUGUAAAGGAUGUGUAAGAUUUACUUUGAAACAACAAAAAGGGGGAAAGUGAUUGAGAGGUAGAGAAAAAUGAUGCUGGUCUAUACUGAUAAUGACUGAAGCUGCUGAUAUAUGUGUGGGGGGUCAUCAUGCCAUCCUCUUUAUUUUUGUAUCUAUCUGAAUUCUUCUGUAAUAAAAAUCUAAAACACGCAAAAAAA